AGUCUUUCCUUAGUCUAUAACAAUUUAAAAUAAAGUAAAAUGCUGCUGUCUCUAAUUUAGCCACAUUAAAGCUAGUUUGAGACAAUGCAAUGUUGGUUUAUAAUAUUUAGAAGCCAAUGAAAAAUGCUAUGUGCAUUUAUUAAUUUUAUUAAAUUUUGUUCUGAAGCACAUCACGAUGGUCUGCAUAGAGGUACUGAAAACCAUAUUGUUAGUAAUUUAAUUACAAUAAAGCUUGUCUUGCUUGGACCAUUUACUGUUAUUUUAGAGGCAUUUCAACCCCCGUGGAAAUUACCUAGUUCUGUAAUUUUAAAACCAUUUUGAGUUAUUUAAGAAUCUGGUAGAAGACAGAAUUUGCAUUUUCACAAGUGAAACUAGUAGGUAGCUAUUUUUCUGUUGCCCUAUAAAUCAGUCGGCUGCAUUUAUAAGUAGGACUGAACAAGUCAUCUGGACCAUAGUGCCCUCAUUACUUUGUUGUUUAAAGUUCAAAAAUGACCAGUCCUUCUAGGAGUGUGGACAUGAAUAGAGGUGCCAUUGAGAGCCCCGCUCAUAAACCAGAGACACCCCGAUACCGCAGCUGGAGUAGCCUUCGCUUCACGAAAUGGAGAAGCGGAUCUCAGAGGGAAGCCCCUGGUGCCCCGUUCCCAAAGCCAGAAAAGAGGAGUGAUGUAACCAGAACAUUGUUCUCCCUGGUCAAGACUCACAAUGAUGAUUACACGGCAGACCCUGAUGGUCUGAUGGACACUGCACAGGUUGAAGGAGAGACUUUGGAGAACAUUCAGGACCAGUCCACCUACUUUGAAAGGCAGUUUUGCUCCAUGCUGCAGCCUGGGGUCAACAAGUUCUCUUUGCGCAUGUUCGGCAGUCAUAAAGGUGUUGCUGCUGAGCAGGCCAGAGUCAAGUCAUUUGGCGUGUGGAUCAUACACCCUUACAGUGACUUCAGAUUCUACUGGGAUAUUGUGAUGCUCCUGUUGAUGAUGAGCAAUCUGGUUAUAUUGCCUUGGGGAAUCACCUUCUUUGAAGACCAGAACACCUUGCCCUGGAUCACCUUUAAUGUCUUUUCUGACACACUUUUCCUAAUGGACCUGGUUUUCAACUUCCGCACGGGCAUUCUGGGAGAGGACAGCCACAUCAUCCUGGACCCUAAGCAGAUACGCACGCAUUACCUCCAGUCCUGGUUCCUAGUGGAUUUUGUCUCUUCUAUUCCCGUUGAUUACAUCUUUCUCAUCGUAGACCUGGAGGCUCGACACGAGUCAUCUGACGUGUACCGCACUGCCCGUGCUCUCCGCAUUGUCCGCUUCACCAAGAUACUCAGUCUGCUGCGACUUCUCCGACUGUCUCGGCUCAUUCGCUACAUUCACCAGUGGGAAGAGAUUUUCCAUAUGACCUAUGACCUAGCCAGCGCCGUGGUUCGUAUAGUCAACUUAAUUGGCAUGAUGCUGCUUUUGUGUCACUGGGAUGGUUGCCUGACCUUCAUGGUUCCCAUGCUGCAAGACUUUCCUCCAGAUUGCUGGGUAUCUAAAAAUAAUAUGGUGAAUGCUACGUGGCACAUCCAGUACUCUUACGCCCUCUUUAUGGCCAUGAGCCACAUGCUGUGUAUCGGGUAUGGUGCCCACCCUCCAGAAGGCAUGACUGAUGUUUGGUUGACUAUGAUUAGCAUGGUUGUGGGGGCUACUUGCUACGCCAUGUUCCUAGGUCAUGCUACUAACCUGGUCCAGUCCUUGGAUGCAUCACAUCGCCAGUAUCAGGAGAAGUAUAAACAAGUGGAGCAGUACAUGUCAUUCCAUAAACUACCAGCAGAUGUUAGGCAGCGGAUCCAUGAUUACUAUGAGCAACGAUUCCAAGGAAAAAUGUUUGACGAGGACAACAUCCUUGGAGAGCUCAGCGAUCCACUCAAAGAGGAGAUCGUCAGCUACAAUUGUCGUGGGCUAGUCGCCAACAUGCCACUGUUUGCCAAUACUGACCCUCAUUUUGUGACAGUAAUCUUGACCAAAUUGCAUUUUGAAGUGUUCCAACCUGGAGACUUUGUCAUACGUGAAGGAACUCUGGGCAGAAAGAUGUACUUCAUCCAGCAUGGGACUGUCACAGUCAUUCCACAUGGCAGUAAGGAGAUUAAGCUCAGCGAUGGAGCAUAUUUUGGGGAAAUAUGCCUGCUAACCCAAGGACGACGCACAGCCAGCGUGAGGGCUGAAACCUACUGCCGUCUCUAUUCUCUGAGCGUGGACAGUUUUAACGAGGUCCUGGAGGAACAUCCUCUGAUGAGGAGAGCGUUUGAGAGCGUGGCUGUGGACCGCCUGGAUCGAGUUUCACGCAGGCCCAGUUAUCAGCCUCCGCCUGAUGACUGAACUGAUUAGUACCUCCAGAGAGACUUUGCACCACAGCUGUGGAAAACCUAUAUAUGGGAAUGUAAUACUUGUUUUGAAUGAAUAACGUUUAGUUGAAAAAGUCAUCUCCAUCUGGUUUUAUUUGGGAAUCUAAUUUUAGAAAGUCAUUUUUGUUCUAAACCCUUAUAUGUAUGUCAUUUUAGUUUGUGUUUUUUUUAAACAUCUGUCAGUACACAGUGGUGCCUCACAGCAAACAUGGCUUGGGGUUUGAACCCCACUCAUUCAGCUGGCACCUUUUUUAGAUGGAGGUUGCGUUUCACUUUCUUUGACCACUCCUUUUUACGUAUUCGUCAUUCAUAGAGGACACUGGAAGAAAACACGUGCAACAGCUGGCUGGAUGAUAUAUCAUGUGGCUGUGAUUGAGAUGAUCCCUCAGGUCACAUUAAACCCUCACAUCAGGUUAGGGUUUAAUGCCAAUGCCCAGAGAGGAUAAGCCGCAGUGAUGUAAUGGCUCCAACUGUGCAGAGACAGGUUGGACUCAGUCAUACAUCUGUAUUUAAAUUCUCAGAAUUCACACGCAUCAUUUUUUAGAAUUGUUAAUUUGCAGACACAACUUAUCCUUUUUGCAUAGAACUGGAUUUCUGGACAAAAUUAUGAUUUUUUUUAAACUGUCUAACAAAUCAAAUUUCCUGCUUUGAAACCGCUGAACUAAAGAUGAGCUCAACAUGAAGUGGUUGGUAGGGUAACUGCUUGUACUAUAACAGCAAACAUGGAAAUUAAUCAGGUAUGUUGUAGUUUCCAUUUGUGCUACUAUUGCAGAAUCAUUAGCCUGUUUUAUCACAAAGUUGUUUAAAUAUGUAUUUUUACAGUUUAUUUUUACAGGCCAAUUUGUUUAAAUAAAUUUUUAAAAACCUUCAUUAUAAAAUAUCACCCAUUUUUAGUGUUUGAACUGUCACCAGCAAUGUGACACACUGUUUGAAUGGUUUCAGUCCACGCUGACCUUCAACGGGAUUAACAG
Thalassophryne amazonica is the source of this 3339-nucleotide messenger RNA. RefSeq names its product hyperpolarization activated cyclic nucleotide-gated potassium channel 3 (gene hcn3). The transcript is spliced from 7 exons. Gene Ontology annotation, cellular component: membrane. Lineage: Eukaryota; Metazoa; Chordata; Actinopteri; Batrachoidiformes; Batrachoididae. Gene Ontology annotation, biological process: potassium ion transport; transmembrane transport. Gene Ontology annotation, molecular function: voltage-gated potassium channel activity. The coding region runs from base 489 to 2342 and encodes 617 amino acids. The record is from RefSeq and is a predicted model, not a curated record.